ACCAAGUUGCUUGACAUUUGUGAAUAUUUGUAGUGCAUAUAAAAUGUUAUAGAUUAUUUGGUGAUACUGAACCUUUUUUACCAUGGUUAUAUUCGUUCGACAAAAAUAAAAUAUCGCAAGUUUUACCUUACCGUAAUCGUGACUUUGUAAUGGAAAGAUCAAAUAACUCCAGCGAAAUGAGUAGAAGAGCCGGAGAAUUUUUAAGGCGACUUAACAGGUUCGCCGAUGGUCCAUUGACGAGGAAAAAGUUAGUCCUUAUCAUCCUAGUCGUGAUAUUCCUGCUUCUGUAUGUAGGGCCGACAAUCAUGAACUCUCUGUUCAACAGGGAAGGUUCUCUGACAAACAACCAAAAUAUUUGUCACCGGAACUUUUUAAACCCCUUUCAAGAUGCUCUUAAUGAAUACGAUGCAUAUUUACGAUUGGAAUCUUCCGCCACAUUGUCGACUUUGAGCCACAACUAUGUGCCUUAUGUAGGGAAUGGAGUUUUGGGAUUAACAUUGGAACAUGAUUCCUAUAUGAAUAUUAAAUUUGGCAGAACUUUAUCACUGCCAGUAUACUACCAUCCCCUUUACAUAAUAGAUGAUUUAGAUAUGAAAGAAUCGACAUUAGUGGAUUACAAGAAUGGUAUUGUACACAGAUUUCAAUGCAGCAUUACUGGGAUACAUGUUUCAUAUAAAUAUUAUGCUCACAGAACUACACCAUCAUUAUUUGUACAAGAAAUAUUAAUAAAUAACCCUCUAAAUGCUCCUAAAACAAUCCACUUCUCCACACCUAGACUCUCUGAUUGGCCAACAUCUGUAAAACAAGUAAUCAAAUUGCAUCAAGGUGUAGAUGCUAAAGAGUACGAAGUUGUCACAGGCAUGAUUGAUUUGCCAGAAAGCGAGAAUGUAAUCGCUGUGUCUGUGGUAUGUCGGAAGAUGAACAGUAUUUUACAUAUUGAAGCUAGGGAUGGUGUGGAUCUUUUAAUAUUAACAACUAUACAAUACAGUAAACCAAUAAAAAAAUCAGAUUAUGCACAACAAAAAGAUAUUGUUGAGAAAAAAGCUAUUGCUGAAAUGGAGAAAGUAAUAGCAAUGACUGGUGAUAGAGUUGCUGUGAGAAAAUUAAGAGAUAGUCAUUCUACAGUCUGGCAGGGUUUGUGGGAGACUGGCUUCUACAUAUCAGAUUCUAAAGCUGAAGGCGUCAUCAAUGGUGAUCGCAUUAAUGCUACUAUAUACGCUAUUCUUUCUCAAGUAAGAAGCUAUGAACACGAGGAACAUAUCAAACCAUCCACCAAAUCAGAGAUAUUAAAAACUCUAACCUAUUCUGAAGGUUGUUAUGAAGGUUAUUCAACAUUGGAUGCAUUUAAUUUGUGGAAACCUUUAAAUUCAUUGUCUAAUUUAGACAAUGUAGCAAGUAGAUGGCUGCUUACUCUAGAAAAACAAGGAUGUCACAAUCUUCUUAAGGCUGGUGCAAGUGGUGUAAACCAGGCCAUGAUACUUAGUUUUGGUAGCUUAAGGUUUAGCAAUCAACACCUCGAGUACAAUAUCCAUCCAUCAAAAUUACAUAGAGACUUUUUGUUUCGUAGAAUCAACUAUGGAAACAGAACCCAUGUCAACAUAAGUGUUAUUUUACAAGAAGAUAACAAGGCUGCUAUAUUUGUGGCUUUGGAUCGCUCCGAUAAAACAUAUUAUGCCUGCGAUGCUGGCUGUCUUGAUUCACCUGUUCAAUUGGGUCCCUACAGAAAGUAUUUCCCUGUAAAAUUAACCGAACCUUUGACAGCAAUUCUGUACAUAACAGCUGAUAAACAGCAUAUGGAGGACUUACGUCAUGCUAUCCAUGUUCACGAGGUAGUAGAGGCACCGGCCCAUGAGCAUCAUGUCAUAGCGCUACACAGACAUGGCACUACUUUUGGCGGCCUAAACCCAUUAGUUUGGGCAUCUAUAAUAAUUUUAAUAGUUAUUUUUCACUUAUUCCUUUGUAGAAUCAUAAUGAAUGAGUUCUGUGAUAGCGGCACAAAUAUAUCUUACAAGAGGUUGUAUAACAAGGCUUAAUUGUUUAAUUGGUUUAGAAGUGCUUCAGUAUUCAGUGCUUGCAUAUGCAGCUUUUAAUAAUUAUACAUACAUUAAUUAGUUUAGUCACUGCCAAAUGUUCUGUAAAUUUCUUUAAAAGCUAUUGUAUAUAUUAUUUAAAAUUAUAUUUAUUAGAAUUAUCUAUAAUAAUUACUUCUCCAGUUUGGUAUAUUUGUUUAUAUUUGAAAUCGAAUCACAUUUCUCAUAAUCAAAGCUUCCAUUACUUAGUGGCUGUGCAAUAUUUGUUUGAUAAAAACGGCUUAGUUACACAUUAAAAGCUCUCCAUUGUAAUGAACACAUAUGCUGAUAUUUAUAUCUCCAGUGGUUAUAAAAAAUAUUUUAUUACUAAGAUUUGUUAAGUAUUUAAUUUCCCUUGCAUCAUUCUAAUAUAUAUAUGUAUUACAUCCGACCCAAGUUAAAAAAAAAGUCUUGUUAUAUAAUAAUAAUGAAAAUUAGUUUUUUUUGUAUCUGUAAUAUAAAAUAAAAACCAUUUUAUUGAAAUCACCGAAACAUAUUUCUUAGGUAUACAGAUAAAAAUGCAUAAGACAACGACAAAAUAAGAUAGAAUGAAAAAAAAAUAGCUGUCAAUGUACCAUAGCAUGUAUUACUUAUACACAUUGUAAAUAUUCUAUUCUAAUGAUACAAUUAUUGCAAUCACAUUGUGUAAAUUUUCUUAAUAAAAUAGAAUUACGUGGUUAUUUUACAUCCAUGAAGUGGCAUGAGAGGUAAUAUUAUUUUAUAAAUAUAUUUACAUACAAUUUUCUGUUAUAAGGCACAUACAUGUUAUCAUCACAUCCGAAAGGUUCAGUUAUAAAUAAUAAUUACCAAACGAUACCAAUAAACACUUUCAUAACAUUAUUAGUAUUGCGUAUAAAUGUUGCUACAUUAUUUUGUAAAUCGAAUUAUAAAAGCGAAUAUAAAUUGUUUUGUAACCAAAAAAAUAUAAAAGGAAAAUGUGAACUUAAAAUUAAUUAUAAUAACUAUAUUAUUAAUAGUACAUGUUGUUGUUACUUUUAUUUAAAUUGAUGAUAAGAUACAAAUUUAAGAAUAUUUUAUUUCGAAAUUUACUCCAUGGCAUCAAUAGUUUUUGGAUAUCUUUCAAAGCACCUUAUGCAUAAAAUUAUUUUACACUGUAACCUCUAAAUAAUUUGGUACUGUGAACGAUUUGAUAAUCAUAGUCAAAUAAUUGACUUGUUUUGUUCUUUGUAUGUUACUUUCCGUCUGUAGCUACUUAAAUAUCAAUAUUUAUAUCUAAAUAUAGUACAUAAGUUUAUAACAUAAAAUGGCUAUAUACCUGUAAGAUAUAUACGAUUUAAAUAAAUAAAAAUUCAACUUACUGA
Messenger RNA from Danaus plexippus (monarch butterfly), 3391 nucleotides. RefSeq lists its product as uncharacterized. The record is from RefSeq and is a predicted model, not a curated record. The transcript has a single exon. The coding region runs from base 150 to 2033 and encodes 627 amino acids. NCBI's taxonomy places the organism in Eukaryota, Metazoa, Arthropoda, Insecta, Lepidoptera, Nymphalidae.